AUGACCUCCCACCUUCUGAGUGACGCCUCCUCCCUCAUGCUGCGCCGAAGCCACCACGGCUUGGGCGAGUGCCAGGAAAUUCCCAGCAGGCGGUUUGCCCCGGGCGAGGCCGGCGAAGCGGUCUGGGUUGGUGCUGGCGGAGCAGAUUCACGGACCCGGGGUUGUUUACUGGUCCCGGGAGUGGACGCGGCUGCCCACGAACCUGUCGCGGCUGGAGCGGCGGCGGACGCUUCCCGCACGGACGCCCUCAAGAUGGCCCUGCAACCCUCUCACCACGAGACUCCCCCGUGGCCGUCCCUGCGAAGGACUCGGGUGGAUUUGGAGUUGGGCCGGGACCUAUUUUCCUUUGCAAUCCAGCGAGUGGACAUUUCCCACUGUCUCCUACUGCUGGGUGCUAGCAGGGCUGCCAGGCCCGAGCUGGAGGGGUUUGUCAUGGAGGGAGUGGUGGGGACCCCGGGCCCAGUGCCCACUUUCCAGGAGCUCUUGGUCAGUGAGAGAGGUGCUCUAGGGGCUGGUGGCAGCCCCUCAGCUGCUGGAAGCAACCAGGACUUUCUGUCUCCAAAGCCUAGCAGCCAGAGGAGGGACCUGCUCCGGAACCGCUUCUCUGAUCCCACUGACUUGUCCUUGGGCUGGUGGCAAGGUCACUACGCAGCCUUGGUGCCAUGGAUUCCAGAGAGUGCCCUCAUGGAGAAGUGGGGGUGGGUAGGAGGGACUGGGGAGGCCCAGGAUGGCCACAUCCGAGGUGCCUCUGGGGAACCUCCAGGAGCUCCCUGGGCCCUGCCUCUGCAGGCCCUUUGCUGGCCCACACCCGAGACAGUCUGCAUGGUGCUGGGGCUGCUGGUGUGGGCGCUGAUUGCGGACACCCCGUACCACCUGUACCCGGCCUAUGGCUGGGUGAUGUUCGUCGCUGUCUUCCUCUGGCUGGUGACAAUCAUCCUCUUCAUUCUCUACCUGUUUCAGCUGCACAUGAAGUUGUACAUGGUGCCCUGGCCACUGGUGUUAAUGAUCUUUAACAUCAGCGCCACCGUUCUCUACAUCACCGCCUUCAUCGCCUGCUCUGCAGCAGUUGACCUGACAUCCCUGAGGGGCACCCGGCCGUAUAACCAGCGUGCGGCUGCCUCGUUCUUUGCAUGUUUGGUGAUGAUCGCCUAUGGAGUGAGUGCCUUCUUCAGCUACCAGGCCUGGCGAGGAGUAGGCAGCAAUGCAGCCACCAGUCAAAUGGCUGGCGGCUAUGCCUAAACCACCUGUGCCACGGCCCUCUCUGGGGCUGAAGCCGCCGCUGGGUCACAGAGCAGGGUCACCCUGCAAGCCCAAAGCUGGGGAGCCCUGCGCGGAGUCAACCUGACAGCGACUGCACUUGCUCCUCUCUGCCCAUCAGACACAAGCUCUCACAGCGCUAAGGAAGCAGGCCCAGGCUGGCAGGCAUCUGGGCUUGCAGGAGGCCAACCGCUGAGACCUCCUCUCCAUCCCCCUUAUUCAGUGGAAGGUGACGGGGGAUCUGAGGCUGUGUCUCUGCCUUGUCUUUAGAGGACUUCAGCGUCCAAGACUGGGGCCUACCCUUCUCACCAGCACUAAAUGCACUAACAAGGACUCCUGACCUGCAGCCCCAGACUCGCCGUAGUAUAAGCCUAACAAGCAACAUGUAGCACCUUAGUCUUCGUUCCAGGAGAGCUGAGCAAGCUCGUGAAACCAUUCUCCUUCCUUUAAACACCAUUCCAACCGACCUCUCCCUGGAGCCAACCUGUAAAAAGUGGGUUAUGAUUGUUGACAGCAUGGUCUUCCCUCCCUGCAUUUUAGACAUACCAGUUACUGAAAACAAAUCAGUUUUAAGUGACUUCUCAAUGCUGAAAGUUUCCUUCACUUUCCCAAGCCUCUCUCUGUAAUACUCCCUUUGGGCGAAGCUAACCUCAGUGCUGACUGCCUCCCUGACCCUGCUGACUAGGCACAUGGGACAUGAAGGAGGGAGGGAAGUGAGGCCUUGCCUGGCAAGUUGUCAUGUGGUUGGUGAUGACUGUUUUAUUUUUUUUUAAUAAAAAGAUAAGAGAAGUUAUUUGGA
Messenger RNA from Mandrillus leucophaeus (drill), 2056 nucleotides. RefSeq names its product plasmolipin (gene PLLP). Bases 1 to 1239 code for a protein of 412 amino acids. NCBI's taxonomy places the organism in Eukaryota, Metazoa, Chordata, Mammalia, Primates, Cercopithecidae. The transcript has 10 exons. Gene Ontology annotation, biological process: myelination. Gene Ontology annotation, cellular component: membrane. Gene Ontology annotation, molecular function: structural constituent of myelin sheath. The record is from RefSeq and is a predicted model, not a curated record.